Molecule: messenger RNA, 4070 nt
Organism: Pezoporus occidentalis (night parrot)
Lineage: Eukaryota; Metazoa; Chordata; Aves; Psittaciformes; Psittacidae
Product: solute carrier family 22 member 13-like
Exons: 10
Coding region: 1870-3528 (552 amino acids)
Biological process (GO): transmembrane transport
Cellular component (GO): membrane
Molecular function (GO): transmembrane transporter activity
Source: RefSeq, a predicted model, not a curated record
CUGAAGAGGCCAAAGUCUGCUCUCUAAAUAGAUAGCUCCACCAUGCAGGAUUGACCCACUCAGGCCCAGAUGAUGAAGACAGUCAUAAGAACAAUGUCUUUUUAGAAGAAAUGUCAUCUUAGGGUGACAGAGUUUACAAACAACUGAAGCUUUCCCAAGGCUUCAGAAGAGUCUGUCUGCUAACAUCAGGAAUAACACCCUCAAGAAGUCACAUCUGCAUUUUCGCAUGAGGCUGCAGUCAUGUCUGGGUCACCACCUGGGAGUUUUUGCAGCCAGAAUCUGACGUCUUUUCCACAGGACAUGACAGUGACUGAGGAGUGGGAGGGGAAAAACAUGAGCCAUAUGCAAUGGGGUAAGCUGGAAGACUUCAGCUUUGUUGCACGCUGAUGGAAAGGGCACCUACUCCCUGUUCAUCAGGACAGGGCCAAAAUGUUUCUGCCACAGUGGAUCUCCUUGGCCAAGUCAUCCCACAACAUGGUCAGAGGUGGUUUUAGGGUAAAUGGAACCUCUGGAGGUUGUUUAGCUCAACUUGUUAUUCAAGGCAUGCCUCUGAAUAAUAGCAAGUUCUCUCAUCCAAGGAUGUGGAUCCAGAGCCCAGUGAUAUGUUUAGUUAUGUGAUGCAAACACAUGACAUGUGCACAUCACUGGUGUGCAUUUGCACAACUUCAAGUAAACUUUACUCCUUUCUUCCUUUACUCCCAAUGACAUUAAUCAGCAUGACCUCCCUCUCCCACCACAGGUUAGGGAGUAAUGUUUUAAGAUCCUAUCUUAUACCCCUCUCUGCACUUUGAUGAGCACACCAUUACCAUACCCAUUCAUGAAACACCAACCCAGACUUGUGUGAUCCUUCGGUAACUUUGCUGCAGGCUCAGACAUACUAUCUGUGCUGAGACUGAAGGGCAAAAAAAUUGAGAGAAGACACGAAGUGAGCAGAACAGUGUCCUUAUAGCUCUGGUGAAAGCAGUCAGGACACCUUUGACAAAUCGCACACGGAAUUUCAUACACUGAGAACAAUCUGGCUUUCCAGUUUCCAUGAAUAAAGACUCAAACCACUCUGGGAGGCUGUCCAGGCAGCAGCUCAGAUGUGCAGCAGAAAUCAGGUCAAUCUGCUUUUCAAGUGACAUCAGAACCUUGAACAAAGCCAAGCUGGUGUCAUUUCUUAUCCCCAAAUCCUGUGUGCUCUUGUAUGUCUGUGUGCAUAACGUGCUUUGCUUUUCUUAAGGGUACUCUCUAAGCCAAACCUAUUUUAGGAUUCUCCUCAAAACACGGUAGUUUAGGUCCAGUUUUAAGACUAACCAAAGUUUCUACAUAGGGCAAAUUAAAACUGACAUCUUGGGACACAGCUGUCAAGAUGAAGUCUGCUUGAGUACCAGCGGUAUUUCCUGGCCCAGAGAAGUGCUUUUCUGCUUCGUAUUCCUACAGUCUCCAGAAUGGGCUAUGUAUCCAUUAUGCCAUUAAUGAGAGCAGCAAAUUUACUCCGUUUGCUUUACCACACUUAGGAAAAUCAGCCCUCGCUUGCAGAGUCACAACUCCACAUCUCAGGAAAAAGCCUUGCACUGCAUCACAGUUGCUUUUAGGAGGCCUGGGAAGACAGUCUGAGCUGGGGUAAGACAAGCUGUCCCCGUGCUGCUCGCAAGACUGGCAAUGCUCUGGUACCUUUGUUCUAACAUCAAGAACAGGGAGGGAAGGGCUGGUGACAAAGUACACCCAGGAAGACUGCAGUGUACCAUCUUAGCAGAUAAAUGUGUUGAUACAAGUGCUAAAUUUAUCACACCUGAUUAGGGGUUUAGUGCUUCCAUAGUUUAAACAUUAAUAUUUGCCUAUUUAAGCAAUGUGCCCUAGUGCAGCCUGUCCACAGAUGUAGUCACCAUGACUGAGUCUGGAGACUUCAUAAGUGCUCUGGGGGAGUUUGGGCUGUAUCAGAAAUUUCUGGUACUACUCAUCUCCAUCGCCCUACUUCUUAAUCCUUUCCAAAUGAUUGGCCAAGUGUUCAUGGUUCUGGAUGAGCCUCAUCACUGCAACACCAGCUGGAUCCGUGCCAUUGGCCCCAACCUGACAGAGGAAGAGCAGCUGAACCUCACCCUGCCCCGGGAUGCGGAUGGGGCAUACGAGCAGUGCUCCAUGUACUCGCCGGUGGACUGGGACCUCGACUCCAUUGUGGCUUAUGGCCUGAAUGCCACAGAGAAGUGCAGCAGUGGCUGGGUGUACCCCUCAGCACAAGCACCGUCCCUGCUGACCGAGUUUGACCUGGUGUGUGACAGGAAGGACCUGAAUGACAUCUCCCAGUCCAUCUACAUGCUGGGGCUUCUCCUAGGAUCCAUCAUCUUCGGGCCACUGAGUGACAGAAUAGGCCGUCAGCCUGUAUUUCUGAUCUGCAUGCUCAUCCGUGGCUUGUUUGGUGUAGGAACUGCCUUUGUGCCUCAUUUCUAUGUGUACAUGGCCUUCAGAUGUGUCGUGGGAGCUGUGGAGGCAGGAAUUAUGAUUAUUGCCUUGGCGCUGGCUACAGAAUGGGUCGGUGUCUCCCAUCGGUCAAAAGCAGUGCUUAUUACUCACUGCUGCUUCGCCAUCGGUCAGAUGAUUGUCCCUGGCUUGGGUUAUGGUAUUCGCAACUGGAGGCUGCUGCAGAUUGCAGGAUCUGCUCCUGUGUUUGCUCUUUUCUUCUACAUCUGGGUGCUCCCAGAAUCCGCUCGGUGGCUGGUGAUAAAAGGCAGGAUAGAAGAAGCUAAGAAGGUCCUUCAGAAGGCAGCAUCCAUCAACAAGCGCACCCUCCCACCGGAGCUCCUGGAGCAGCUGAAGCCCGAGGCUCAGCCCAAGCCUGGAAGCACUCUGGAUCUCUUUCGGAAGAAGCACCUGCGGAAGGUGACUUUAAUCAUGACCUGCACCUGGUUUGCAGACAGCCUUGUCUACUAUGGGCUGAGCCUUAAUGUGUCAGGUUUUGGUCUGAACGUCUACCUGACACAGCUUGCCUUUGGAGGGGUAGAGUUACCAGCUCGAGUUUCCUGCAUUUUCCUGCUGCAGUGGUUUGGGAGGAACAAAACCCAGGCCGUUCUCCUGCUGCUGUCUGGCCUGAUGUGUCUCGUCAUCACUGGCAUCCCUGAAGACCAGCCCGUGGUGACCACCGUCCUGGCCACCAUCGGCAAGCUUACAGCCACAGCCGCCUUCUCCACCUCUUAUGUCUACUCCGCAGAGCUCUUCCCCACGGUCAUCAGGCAGACCGGUGUGGGGCUGUGCUCGAUGUCGGCACGGCUAUCGGGGAUCAUGGCGCCCUUGAUGCUGCUGCUGAAGCAGUACCACCAGGCCAUCCCCAUGGCCGUCUUCGGCAGUGUCUCCGUGGUGGUGGGGCUGCUCUGCUUCCUGCUGCCAGAGACCCGUGGCACUGACCUGGCGGAUGACAUGGGGCUGGAGGAUAUCAAGGGGGCAACUCCCCAGAUGAGUAACAGGAGUCUGGAAACUUUGUCCAAGACAGACACCACCAAGGCUGGAGCAGACUUGGAGAAGAACAACUACAAGUUCUCGGAGAGCAAGUGAUGAAUGGACAGGCACAUACUAAAGGUCUUGUCUAAUCCAAUCUUUCUCGAAGCAGACCUAUGAGGCAUUGCUGUCCAGAAACUGGCCUUUCAGAUGAUCAACAAAGUAUUUGUGAUCAGAGGGAGAGGAGAUGUGUGUCACUCUGUGUUUGGAAACAAUGCACUUCAGCCUGUUUCUGAAGCCCAGUCUGUUAUGCCUGGCUGCGUGAGUCCUCCCGAUGUGUCUCCCAGUCCUUUGCAAACUGGUACCCGUGGAACCAUCCCUGUCGUGUUUUACAGCAAUAAAGAAUCGCCAGUAGAGUGGUAGUACUGGGCAAGCGAGUGCCGGGCUGUGUCCCUCCUGCACUAGUCGCUCGGGUCGUCGGUCCGAGCCUCCACAUUUGAUCAGGAUGUCACUGCAACCCUGUCACACACGUAUUUAGCUUUUCUUUCUAUGUGGUGUUGAAGUUGAGUUUCUACAUGAAUAGUAUAAAUUAUACUCCGAGUUUGAUAAGAGACACUUGUAAUGCAAUAUGUGAAUAAUAAAUGGUGUUGACUUUUUUU